CAAUCAAACCGCCAUAUUUUAGUCGGUAUUUCGAAGUGUUUGUUAUUCUUAUAUGUAAUUUGUAUUACAAAGUCUUAGGGAUUUGAGCGUUUGCUGGCCGUUGAGUGUUUACAGGAGUUUACUUUUUACGGAAGGAGAAUGUAAUAGUUACACUUAUUAUACUAUAUACUGAUUAUACUAUAAUUCAAAUUGUAGUAAACCUCUUUGAAGUGUAAUUUUGUUUUCGACUUGAAUUUUUACUUUCUUAAGAGAUAAAUAACUUGUUAAAAAUGUCUAACGUUGGUUAUGAUCUCGAUACAUCUGGCGGACUUAUGCCGCUUAUACGCGCACUUAUUAAACCACCAGACGAAGAUUUGAAUGUUACUAAACCAAAGAAACCUCAACAUCCUUAUUACAAACGUCCUGGUAAGGGACAUAAUCACGACUCAUGUGAUGCGUGCGGGGAAGGCGGAGAUUUAAUAUGUUGUGACCGAUGCCCUGCUAGUUUUCAUCUUGGAUGCUAUGAUCCACCGCUGGACGAGAAUGAUAUUCCAGCUGGACUGUGGUUGUGCCGUGAAUGUCGCGCAAGUGAUGAUAAGCCAGCUAGUACUCGUUCUAGCCGAGCACAAUCUCCUGUUGAUAAUAAAUCUGACACUGAUAAAAAGUCCAGAUCAUUACGCAACAGUCGUGCUAACUCGCUUGUUAAAAAGAAAUGUAAAGAUGAAAGCAAAGAUGAAGAGGACGUCAGGGAGACUGAGCCGGAGAAGGACUUAUCACCCAUGGAAAUUCUAGUGAAAGCGGCAAAGGUCAUGAAUCCAAAGCAGUUUGAACUCCCACGGGAAAUGAGGAUUCCUUGUAUAUUUCCUGGCACCGAAAAGGAGGGUAGUAAAGCCGGCAGUGGUCUGGUCACAGUGGAUGCAUGGGGCUGUGUGCCAUUGCCUGCCAAAUCUUGCUUUGUGUGCCGAGCCACCUGUAAGCUGGCACCACUGCUGCAAUGCGACUACUGCCCACUUUUGUUUCAUCAGGAUUGCCUGGAUCCACCCCUGACGGCUCUCCCCACUGGACGCUGGAUGUGCCCCAACCAUGUUGAGCAGUAUAUUGACUGGAAGAUGGUGCGCUCGGUGAGCGCGACGGAGCGCGUGGCGCUGUGGGAGCGCUUCAGCGGGCCCGUUGACCAACACGCGCUCAAGGUCGACUUCAUACGGCGCGCGCGCAACCCCAGGCCCUCCUUCCGCGUGAAGGUGCCGGUGGGCGCGCGCGGUCGCGUGCACGUGCCGCGCAUGGUGCGCCACCACUACCGCCGCCCGCCGCCGCUGCUGCCCGCGCGCCGCGACCACGUGCGCUGUCGCGACGUCAUACGGAACCUAAAAGCCGGCGGAGCAUAUGAAACCGACGACGACGACGCGGAGGACAGCGACUCGAAGCACCAGAUAUGCAUGAACCUGUCGUGUCCGCAGUACUCGGGUUCGGGCGAGUGUCCGCUGCGACGUGUGCGCGCCCGCCGAGCUGCGUGCUCGCGCGACGUGGGCGAGCACGACGACGAACCCGACGACGAGCCCGAGGCUGAAAAAAACAGCGAUUCCAGUGAAUUCUCCGAUUCUGACUUUGAGCACUUAACGACUACAGUCAAGAAGAGGAAAGUAUCUCAGAGCGAGGUAAAGAGUCCCGGGAAAAGGUCUACUAAGACCGAACGGCUCGAGCUCUGUGCGGAGGAGGGCGUCGAGGAGCUGCUGGCCACCGUCGAGGAACAACUCAAGAAGCUGGACGAAAGACUGGUCAAGCUGCUUGCUUGGCAACGCUUACAACAGGUGGCAGCGGGCGAGGCGAGCGCGGGGCGCUGGCGGCGCGGCGCGGUGGGCGCGUGGGGCGCGCGGGCGGCGGCGGCGCUGCGGGGCGCGUCGCGCGCGCGGCUGGCGCGCCUCGGCGUGCGGCGCGGCGCGCUGCCCUCCGAGCUGCUCGCGCGCGCCGACCGCGAGCGCAUCGCCGCGCUCGUGUGGGGGCCCGCGCCGCCGCCGCCCGAGCCGCGCCCGCUGCCGCCGCCGCCCGGCGUCGACCUCGCCGACGCGCUCGUCAAGGCGGCGCUCUGCGAGGUGCUGCGCCCCGACGGCGGGGGCGAGGCGACGCUGGGCGCGGCGGUGGCCAUGCGGCUGUCGGCGCUGUCGGUGGGCAGCGACAGCGCGUGCGACGUGGUGCUGGACGCGCGCUGCCGCCGCGUGUCGCCGCGACACGCCGUCAUCUUCUGCGAUGAGGUGACGCGUCACUUCGAGUUGAUCAACUACUCGGAGUGGGGCUCGCUCGUGAACGGCGUGAUGUUCGCGUGCGACGUGUCGCGCGCCCGCGACGCCCCGAACGCGCUGGCGCCGCCCGACGACGCGCUGCGACGCGUCGUGCGCCGCCGCCACGGGAGGCCGCCGCGUGUGAACGGGUCGCUGACGGCGCCGACGGAGCGCGAGGCGGGCUGCCGCUGCUCGGGAGCGGCGCCGCCCGCGCGCGCGGCGUGGGAGGGCUCGGCGCUGCUGGCGCACGGCGCGCUGCUGCAGUUCGGCUGCCGCCUCUACGUGUUCAGCAUCACCGACCACGACACCUUCCCGCACCUGCCGGCGCUCGACGAGCCCGCUCUCUGAGACGCGCGUGACGGAUGCGCUGAGCUUUGUAGUGAAUCAGAAAGUGAGGUCGCUGGUGUCAUGCCCGAGGAUAGUGAUGAAUGACUGUCUGGCGGUGUGGUGAUAAUAUUUAGUGGCUUGACACAUAUAUAAGUGUAGCGCCGUGACACUAUUAUUGCUGAUGAAUAAAGUUUAUAGUGAUUUAUUGAAGAAAACUGUUCAUGUCUUUUUCAAAGAUUUUUUUCUCUGCUAUGCAAUUAUAUCCUAUAUUAAAUGAAUAUUCAUAAUAAUUUUAAAAAUCUUUAAUGAAUUUUGUUUAAUUUCGAAUUUUAGACUUAUAAUUUAAAACUUAAUAAUUACAUAUAAUAAUUCUAUAAAGCAUAUUAUGAUUUAACAUGAAAAAAACAGAAGUCUCGUUUAUUUAUAAAUACUCGUUAAUUAAUUGUUUUAUUGGCUAUUUGUUUUUGAAAUAAACAUAAGUGAAAUCGAAUAAAUCAAAUGUCACCAAACUCAUGCUAUUUUAAAAAUAUAAUAUAUUAAGGAGCAUUUGUUUUUUAUAAUUAUAUACAGUGUAUAACAUAACAACUAAACUACAAAACUCUUUUUUUAUAUUACUUAAUUAUAUUUGAAUAGCAUAUCGAUAGCUCUGACUUGAUUAGGACUUCCUACUUUUCGCGCCAACUAGAUCAAGUUUACCUAGUUUUCAGUGUUGCAAAACAUAUGUUCCUUUAAUUAAUUACUCAUGAAUAUAAAAUUAUAAUUAAAAUUAGUGAUAAUGUCAUUGGAUUUAUUUAAAAAUUAAAAUAGUUUUAGGAAAUAUUUAGCAUAGUACUCAUUGUGUAGCUAUGAUCUCUUGUAUUUACUAAAGAACUAUAUUUAGUAUAGUCUGAAUAUUAUAACUUUGCCGUUCAAAUCAGGUUUUCUAAACAAAGCCACAUAAGAAUCAUAAGUUUGAGAUUUAUGAUACGUUAGGAUUAGUUGUAGAGUUUGUCUGGUAAAAUAUUGCUUAGGUAGUAUUAAAAUGUAUUCAACAAUUCUAUUAUCAUUCUUAUGCAUUAAUGUAUAUGGCUUGUUGCUACAAUAAAGUUAUGAUAUAUAUUA
This is a messenger RNA of Nymphalis io (European peacock), 3683 nucleotides long. RefSeq names its product PHD finger protein 12. Gene Ontology annotation, molecular function: transcription corepressor activity; protein binding. Lineage: Eukaryota; Metazoa; Arthropoda; Insecta; Lepidoptera; Nymphalidae. Bases 270 to 2603 code for a protein of 777 amino acids. Gene Ontology annotation, biological process: negative regulation of transcription by RNA polymerase II. Gene Ontology annotation, cellular component: Sin3-type complex; nucleus. The transcript is spliced from 14 exons. The record is from RefSeq and is a predicted model, not a curated record.